Puccinia graminis f. sp. tritici CRL 75-36-700-3 is the source of this 447-nucleotide messenger RNA. RefSeq lists its product as uncharacterized. Bases 1 to 447 code for a protein of 148 amino acids. The transcript is spliced from 3 exons. NCBI's taxonomy places the organism in Eukaryota, Fungi, Basidiomycota, Pucciniomycetes, Pucciniales, Pucciniaceae. The record is from RefSeq and is a predicted model, not a curated record.
AUGGACGGAUAUGAGGAAUGUGACUGGGAUACUCUACGAGCCUCAAUGAUUGAAUUAUGGGGUGACAAAUAUGAAAUUUGGUUACCCCCUCUUUGGGAACACCUUACGGAGGCAGCUGGGAUGGAAACCAAAUUAGAAGAAUUAGCCAAGGAAAUUGAAACUAGCGACGGAUUACACGGAGCCAGCAAAAGAUUAUACGGAACUAGCAACGGAUUAUACGGAACGAGUGAAGGAUCAUACAGAGCCAGCAACGGAUUAUACGGAACUAGCGAUGGAUCAUACGGAACUAGCGACGGAUUACACGGAGCCAGCAACAUAUUACACAAAACUAGCAACAGAUCAUACAGAGCCAGCGAUGGAUUAUACGGAAAUAGCAAAGGAUUAUACGGAAAUAGAAAAGGAUUAUACAGAGCCAGAAACAAAUCAUACGGAAGCCACCAUUGCUGA